ACGGUUGAAACGCAGCGGAGCGCUCUGAUUGGUUAAGAGGGAUGAGGGGGCGUGGUCUCGGAAAGGAUUGAGUCGAGGAGGCGGGAAAGGAAAACAAUCCCCGUUUCGCAAGAGGUUCGCCUUCAUGUUGGUACCGCCCCCUUCGGCUCGGAGAGAGGGUCGAGCCGGUGACGUCACUUCCUGAAGGAGAAGUAGAGUGGGACAAUGGAGGACCCCCGAGUCCCCUCAUUGAAUAGGAAGCGUUAGGAAAGGAAGCAGGUACUGCUUUCUGGAUCGAUUGCUCUGGCCAGGGAGUCGUCUGCAGGGUCUACUACAGCAUCCCCAUUGCGUCAGGAAGGGGUCUCUGAGAUAGUCUAAGCUAACCCUUGGAGCAUAUGAAUGGCAGACGUCUCCUGGUCGCCUCAGUAAUUUCGGUCCAGAAUUCCCCCUUCAUUUACCCUUCGUGUCAAAACUGCUUUUCCAAGCUCCUCCUGGAUUUUGAGAGGUAUAGUUGCCUGAAGUGUGGCUGUUCUGGUGACAGCAAGGAAGCAAACUACAGAUAUCGACUGUCUUUGGAAGUAGCUGACACUCAGAGUGUGUUUGAAGUGACAGUAUUCGGAAGCUGUUUAGAUGUUUACUUUGGAGUUACAGCAAAAGGCCUGCAGAGGUACAUUGAAAAACUGUGCCAAGAAGUAGGAGAGUCAGACAAGGAUGCAACUCCAGAUGUGCUGUUCCAUGCAGUUGAAAGCUGUUUCAUUGGAAAGAAAUUUGUCUUCGGAGUUAAGGAUUAUUACAAGCCAGAGAGCACCACAUCCUUGCAAAAUGACUGCCAAACCAACAGGUAUCCCAGAGCUAUCAUUGCUUGUCAAAUGUUCAUACCUAACUCUGGGCUCAUCGGCAAUACAGUUAUCCAUUAUCUUGAGCAGCGCCAAAGUUCUCAUUUCAAGCAGGGACAUGGAAACAUUAAGCCUCCUGAUCUCUUCAUGGCAUUUGACCAAUCAAGUAGUGAACUCAGCAGCUUGCCUGGCUCUAGUGACUUGGGCACGGCUCCAUCAUGUUCUGCAGAUGGUCUUUCAGUUCUCUGGCCCCAGUCAUUUAGGUUGACUUCCUCCCCUGUUUCUUCAGGAACAGCAGAAGAUCCUAUAGAUCUUAUUCUAAGCAGGAAGGCCUAUAGUAGGCAAAAAUGGGAAGAUAAUCCAGUUUCUUUGUCUAGCCAUUUGGUCUACAACUCCCAGGAGCAUAGUUUGACUGCGACUAAGAGAAAUGUACAGGAAGAUAAGAAAAGCCAUUUGUAUUCUAGUCAAAAGAACUGUAUUGCCAUAAAGAGUCAACCAGAAAGUGAUUCCUCCUUAGGAAGAGAAGGUGGUAAAUUGUUACAAAACCCACUAGAAUCAGAGGAAAAGAACAUGUGCAAUGAAAUUAGCAUGCAACACAACUAUUGUCUUAAAAAAUCCUGCACCCAUUUGCUUCAUCAGAGUUAUGACACUUCUCUUUGUUUCCCUGCUUCAUCUUCCAUUCAUCUUCCAUCUAGAGAAGAUGCAAACUCUGAAGAAGCUCCCUGGGUUUGGGAUGAACUGCCAUCCUCUGAAAGCUUAAAUGAAUUCAUUGCCAAAUUUGAAAGCGACAAAGCCUUGGUGUUGCCAACAAAGGUUAAUGGACAGGUACAUUUCCCCAGCCAUGGGGCUGAUGAAUUCCAUGGGCAUUUUAAUCAGUUGUCUCCCAAGCCAGGCAUUUUUCAUGUCAAUUUGAAGACUGGGCAACCAGGUGAGAAGUUGCAGGUACUAGUGGAGAAGGUAGAAAGGCACAAAGAAAAUGUUCUUCCUUGUCACCAGGUUAACUUUUUGUCAUCCUGCAGCAGCCAGGAAUCUCACCAAGAUGCCUUUUACAGUUCUUUAUCCAGUAAUGGAAAGAAAAAAUUGGUGUGCCUAUCCCAUCAACAGCCACUCCUUUUGCCUUCAUCUUCCUUAAUGGAAGUAAAACCUCCUCAUUCAGAAGAAAGUUGUUUGAAAUCUGAGGAAGGAGUUGACCAAGAUAUCAGUAGUUCCAAGAAUUGCCAUUCCAUUUCUUGUUUAAAGUGUUCCAGCAAGUGCCUAGAAAACUCUUGUUUACAAGCCAGAUACACAACAGCCUGUUUAAAUAGUAAAGAUGAUGGCAUGAAGAAAGAAAAAGGAAAUAUUUUUGUUAAUCUAAACCAGAGUACAGAGAUCACAAAAAUUCAGGGAGACAUUUCCACUUCAGGAACCUGUAAAAAAUCCAGUGGUGUUGGUGAACCAAAGGAAGACCUACUCUUUCAGGUUGAUGGAUGCAGUUUUAAAGUGGAUGAUGGCAGCUUUCUGCAGAAGUGCUCUGAUAGCCAUGAGCUUAGUUUCAAUGCUUCAGCUGAUCUCUUUGAUAGUACUAGAGAAACAGAAGCCACUGUGGGAAAAUUAAAUUCAGCCCAGGAAGAUCCACUGACCAAACAGUGUAUAACAUCUGAAUUUACACCAAGAGAGCUAAAUGGUAGCUGGAAUAAAUCCUCUUCAAGCAGCAUGCUCACUAUUUCUGACUCCAAAAGAAACAGUCCAGUUACUGGCUUAAUAUCUGGGUCAGAACACACCCCUUCAGGUUCCCUGGAUUUCAUACCUAAUUCUCAGUCCACUCCCCUUGCUAGGCCUUGUCUACAAGUAAGGCUCCCUAGGGGAAAAGAAUCCAUACUUAGUGAAUUGCCACUGAAUAAAUUGUCUUGGGUUGGAGCCAAAUGUAAAAGACUCCGGCCUGCAUUGGGAAACCCUUCAGUAAAACGACUGGUCAGCAAAUUCUUGCAGUGCAGAAGGACAAGUGAAGCAUCUGAUUGUCAGCAGAUAUGGGCUAAUGAUAGCCCAGCCCAAAGAAUGUCUGAAAAUGUUGAUGAAGAAUGGAUUCCCCCCUCGGAGAAAAAACAAGUACAGCCUCUUGGGAUCCAGAAUGGAAAAGUGUUGAAGAGAAGGAGGAACCUGGUGAGGAACAGUGCUGACUGUCCAGCCGUAGAAAAGGCUACUCUUUCCAAAAACAAAGUAAGGUGUGAGAUCCCAAGGAGUCCCACCAGGUUAAUGAGGGUGGAGUUAUCUCCCAAAAAUCCAACAGUGCUGAGAUUUGAGAGACAUCCCAUGUACAAAGACGAUGCUAGUUGCAGGCAGAUAGUGAAUGGAUCUCCUGGCUUCUCUGCCUUUUCAAAUGUCAAAUCAAACCUGUCUUCCACACCUUGCCCCAUGGCUAACGUUACACACCCCAUGGCUAACGUUACAAGUUGGUCUCUGGAACUGUUCACGGAUAACAGCCAGCUCCUCAGUAUGGAUGCCCUGUUCCCAACGCCAUCUGCUUGAAUGUCAACUUUCCUUGUGUAAAAUGACCUUUUUCUUAAAAUGGUUUUUUGUGCUCAUCAUUCCCAGUCAGGGGAAUGGGGAAGGGCUGAUUUAAUUUAAAAGAGGGAGAGGGUCAAAUAUGAACUGGCCGUUUAUCCUCUCAGCACUUUUAAAUAAUGAAUUCUUUCUACUUGGAUUGAGCAUUACAUAACUACUUCUUAGCAAAUGAAAUAAAAAGUUGAUUCCACC
Messenger RNA from Sceloporus undulatus (fence lizard), 3548 nucleotides. RefSeq names its product DNA damage induced apoptosis suppressor (gene DDIAS). Gene Ontology annotation, cellular component: nucleus; cytoplasm. Gene Ontology annotation, biological process: negative regulation of intrinsic apoptotic signaling pathway in response to DNA damage. The coding region runs from base 375 to 3320 and encodes 981 amino acids. The transcript is spliced from 6 exons. The record is from RefSeq and is a predicted model, not a curated record. Lineage: Eukaryota; Metazoa; Chordata; Lepidosauria; Squamata; Phrynosomatidae.